AUGGUGUCACCGAGAGCCGCCGCCAACAACGGCGCAAACCAGCCCAGCAAUCCAACGGCGCCAACAACCACUGCCAGAGAGAUCAGCCCAGCAACGUCUACCGGGCCCGACUUCGACCUGCCAGCCCAAAUCCCAGAUGAAGCCACAACAGCAGCUCGAAAUAGUAUGAGACGCACCCUGGCUCCCCGAGGGUUUACCAAUCCUGGCGAUUGGGUCUGCUACCGCAAUGCGGUUGUUGUCAUGUUGCUCUCAAGCAAAAGAAUCUUGAACUGGAUCCAAGUCAGAUACAUACCUAGGCUAAUAGCCGCCGGUGUCCGAAUAGAGACCCAGGUCGAGGCAAAGACUGUCGUUGACGAAGACUCUGACGAAGAAGCAGCCGAGAAUGCGGAGGGCAUCCCGUAUACCGAUGUUUGGUGUGAGCUCAGCAAGCUCGCCGACGUCUAUUGGACCGACCCGGAGACCAACGCACUCAACAAUGCCCUGAAGGCCUUCUGGAACCAUUUCGAGUCCAAAAUCAAGGGGAGAGACACGGAAUGGAGUGCAGGCAGCCAGCAAGACGCCACCGAGUUCCUAGGUUGGCUUACAGAUAUUGCUGAGGACGAGUUGGGCGAAUUGUGUGCGACGCUCCAACAAGCAGGCUUACUGGACGAAGACCAGGCGAAAGACUUGAAGAGCACAACCAUCGACGAAAUGACCUCGGUCUCCCAGACUGUGCGUAUCCGCUGUAAUAUGUGCGGCAUUCUUGAAGGUCUGCCCACCAUGACGCGCAUUGCAACACUGAACAAAAUGACCGUCUGGCCUCUUGCAAUUGGAAAGCUAUCGGCAAGCGACAACGCCGAAGCGAAAUCGCCGUCCCCGAGGGCAGGAAGAAGCAGCACCAGAUCAACCCCGACUGCACAGAACACCGCCCCAGUGGCUUUGGAAUCUUUGAUCUAUAAAGAUGCCCGGGGCGAACAGGAAGGCUGGCUCUGCGAGCUAUGCCGACCGUACAUCAUCGACCAAACGCAUCAGAACCGACUGGAUGCUACGGGAGACGAUGCACAGGCGAAGGCCCAUGCCGAACAGCAGAACCAGGCCGAACUGGACGGUCUAGCCAGCCACCGCACACCCGUUCGCAGACAGAUCUGCCAGCUCCCUGAAGUCUUGAUCCUGUCUCUCACACGCUUCCGGCACAACCCCAGCCGCCAUCGAGGCGAGGCCUAUGACAAGGAUACGACAAAAGUGAAGCUCGGUGAGACUCUCAAUCUGGGUCCGUUUCUUGAACACCGCGGCACCGCCCAACCCAAGGGGCCGACCAAGUAUCGACUCAAGGCAAUUGUCAAUCACCUGGGGACCAGGAGCGUGGGCCACUAUACCAACCAGGUCUUCAUCGACGGAAGAUCUUUCACCAUCAACGAUACUGACGUGAAGCCGACAAGUCUGAAAAGCACGGUUAAUCGGCAAGAUAAGGGCUGGACUCCGUAUGUUCUGCUUUAUGAAAAGAUUGUCGAUCAAAAAGACUGGGAAGAAAGAAUGUGGGCUCAAGUUGGCAAUGAUGAUGACGACGACGACGACGACGACGAACUCGUGGUUGAUGACGGUUCGUUUUUCGAAAUCACCACGGCAGAGAACCCAGCUCCAGGCCAGAUGUCCAUGAUGAUCUCUGCACGAGUCCAAGGUCUCAAGGUCGAGUUUCCCCGCUUUGUGCUGGACGACAAGCUGCCCACGAAUACAAACACCGAGGAUACAACGAUCGCUCUUAGUAAAUUGGAUGACGGGGCUACGGUGUACAUUCGCAGGGAGCCAGCAGAGACAAGCGACAGCCACACUUCUGUUGGUGCCGGUGCCGGUGCCGAUGCCACCACGACAGGUACCGGUAGCAACGGAGGUCGACGGAGUCGGUCUGGGCGAGGCUCGUCCAAGAGCAAAAGCAAAACGCCGCCAUCCAACCCCAUUGGUGGCAAGCGCAAACGAGCCCCUGUGGAUGAUACGACGACAGCGGCCGGUGACAACGAAGGUCGAAGUCCUCGGCCUGCGCGAGGCCCUUCGAAGAGUAAAAGCAAAUCCCCUGGUGAUGGAGACGACGGAGACGCUCCCCCGGCCAAGCAGCAGCGGACUGUCAAGACCGCUGCCACUAAGAAAGCUGCCCCCAAAACUGCUGCUACGAAGACUGCCGCCACCAAGACCGCUGCUACGAAGGCCGCUGCCACCAAAAUUGCCGCUACUAAGAAAGCGGCAACCAAGACCGCCGCUACGAAGACUGCCGCUACGAAGACUGCUGCUACGAAGGCCGCUGCUGCGAAGACCGCCGCCACCAAGACCGCUGCCAGAAAGCAGGCCGCCCCCAGACGCCGUGGAGCAGUGAGCGGUCGCGCUGGUCGCGGUGCCACACGAGGUAGUUCAAAGGCCCGGACUUCCAGCACCAGUCCAUUUGUCUACGGUGGUCUCCAGCAACGGCAGAGACAGGCGCGCCACGCCGACAAUGCCUUUGACGCGCUUUUGCAGCGAUUCGUCGAGAACGAGGCUGCUCGUGGCCCGACAACAGAAACCGCCCGCACACCCAAGUCCCACGCUCACAACGCCAAGCGCAGCGUGACCUGGGCAGCACAGAACGACUUCGCCAGCCCUCUAGAGUGGGACUCUCACACGGAGGAAGGCUCGAACUACGACGACGACGAGGACUUGGACGAGGACUUGCACUUGCACGCGCACGCCCAAACAGCUCCGUCCGAACACCGCACUCGUGAAGGCGUCCGUGUUCUCGAGUACCGGUCGCUACCAGCCUACGUCGACAGUCUGAUGCAGAUGCGGAUGAAUUCUGCAGGGGAGGAAGACGAGACGGAGGAUGAUAUCACCAUGGACGAAGAGACUGAGAGUGAGACUGAGGCCGACUUUGACGAGGUGUACUUGGAUGCUGGGUUUGACGAAUGA
Molecule: messenger RNA, 2910 nt
Organism: Capronia epimyces CBS 606.96
Lineage: Eukaryota; Fungi; Ascomycota; Eurotiomycetes; Chaetothyriales; Herpotrichiellaceae
Exons: 2
Coding region: 1-2910 (969 amino acids)
Biological process (GO): protein deubiquitination
Cellular component (GO): cytosol; nucleus
Molecular function (GO): cysteine-type deubiquitinase activity; cysteine-type endopeptidase activity
Source: RefSeq, a predicted model, not a curated record